This is a messenger RNA of Carlito syrichta (Philippine tarsier), 1689 nucleotides long. RefSeq names its product Rho GTPase activating protein 27 (gene ARHGAP27). The coding region runs from base 85 to 1689 and encodes 534 amino acids. The transcript has 13 exons. The record is from RefSeq and is a predicted model, not a curated record. Gene Ontology annotation, molecular function: protein binding. Gene Ontology annotation, cellular component: cytoplasm. Lineage: Eukaryota; Metazoa; Chordata; Mammalia; Primates; Tarsiidae. Gene Ontology annotation, biological process: regulation of GTPase activity.
CUAUGCCAGCUCUAGGGGUAGCGCCCCUGGGUCCCACCCCCGGAGCCUUCCCAGGGCUCCAUUCCCACAGCCGGAGGGGCCAGGAUGGUGGACAUGAUCACCAACAGGCAGAGCCGGGCCCUGUGGGCACAGGUGGACGCGGCCCCGGAGCCCGUGUACGCGAACGUUGAGAGGCAGCCUCGGGCCUCGUCGCCGGAGGCCACCGCCGCCCCCGGCCCCAGCCCGGCGUGGGAGACGCACACGGACGCGGGCACCGGACGCCCCUACUACUACAACCCAGACACGGGCGAGACCACCUGGGAGUCGCCCUUCCAGGCUGCCGAGGGCGCCGCCAGCCCGGCCGCCUCCCCGGCCUCCGUGAGCAGCCGCGAAAGCCUCGAGGCCGAGUGGGGCCAGUACUGGGAUGAGGAGAGCCGCAGGGUGUUCUUCUACAACCCGCUGACGGGCGAGACGGCCUGGGAGGACGAGGUCGACGACGAGCCGGACGACGAGCCCGAGGACGAGCCGAAGAUGCUGCCGGGCCUGAGCCCUGGCAGUCCCAGGAACCCGCGGCCCCCCACCCCCGAGACGGACUACCCCGAGUCGCUGACCAGUUACCCAGAGGAGGACUAUUCCCCUGUGGGCUCCUUCGGCGAGGCCGGCCCCACCUCUCCCUUGACCACACCCCCCGGCUGGUCUUGUCACGUGGGCCAGGACAAGCGGACGUUCUACACUAACCACUGCACCCAGGAGCAGUGGGUGAUGCUGGAGGACCCACAUGGGAAGCCUUACUUCUACAACCCAGAGGACUUCUCCGUUCGGUGGGAGCUGCCCCAGGUUCCUGUCCCUGCCCCUCGAAGCAUCCGCAAGUCCAGCCAGGACAGUGACACUCAUGCCCAGGCCAGCCCCCCAGAGGAGAAGACCAAGACCUUGGACAAGGCAGGCGUGCUCCACCGUACCAAGACGGUGGAUAAGGGGAAGCAGCUGCGGAAGAAACGCUGGAGCGCCUCCUGGACAGUGCUGGAGGGGGGUGUCUUGACAUUCUUCAAGGACUCAAAAACCUCGACUGCAGGCGGCCUGAGGCAGCCUUCCAAGUUUUCCACGCCUGAGUACACAGUGGAGCUGAGGGGGGCCUCUCUCUCCUGGGCCCCCAAAGACAAGUCCAGCAAGAAGAAUGUGCUGGAGCUGCGGAGCCGUGAUGGCUCGGAAUACCUGAUCCAGCACGACUCUGAAGCCAUCAUCAGCAACUGGCACACAGCCAUCACCCAGGGCAUCCAGGAGCUGUCCGCAGAGCCGGCCCUGGAGGAGGAGAGCCAGCGCGGCGGCGCAGACUUGGGCUCGAGCGAGCGCCUGGGAGACUGGCGGGAGAGAGAGGAGGACGCACGGCCGGGCGCAGGUGCGCGCGGGGGUUGGCGGCAGAGCCUGGCCCGGAGCUGCAUUGGCGUGUUUGAGGGUGACCACACCAGCGUGUGCGUGGUCAGCCCUCAGGUGGCCUGCCUCCGCCUCACAGAACUGAUGGAAACACCCAGCACCCCCCAUAAAGACCAGGUGCCUUUGCCAUGCCCCCCGGCCCUGUGCCCUGGCCCAGCCGUGACCAAGUCCACCAGUGCCCCCUCAGCUCCACGCCACCUGUCCGUCACUCAGGCCGGCCCUCCCCCUUCCCACAUCCUCAGUGUCCUCAUCCCACCCAGCCUCAUCGAAAGACACUAA